Molecule: messenger RNA, 467 nt
Organism: Rhinichthys klamathensis goyatoka
Lineage: Eukaryota; Metazoa; Chordata; Actinopteri; Cypriniformes; Leuciscidae
Gene: smim20
Product: small integral membrane protein 20
Exons: 3
Coding region: 79-285 (68 amino acids)
Biological process (GO): mitochondrial respiratory chain complex IV assembly
Cellular component (GO): mitochondrial inner membrane
Source: RefSeq, a predicted model, not a curated record
UUUAAUAUGUGAACUUCAACCCGGAAAAGCUAGAUUGAGUUGAUUUUUGUCCUCGGAUGAGGUGAAUCUGUCAAAAUCAUGUCCACAAAUAAGAGGAUAACGCUUAUAUUUGGAGGCUUUAUUGCAGCUGUUGCUGUGGCUUUUUAUCCAAUAUUUUUCCAUCCCCUCACUCACUCUGAAGACUACAAGCAGGUCCAGAAGACGAAUCGAUCUGGAGUCAAUCAAGCAGAUGUGCAGCCUGUUGGUGUGAAGAUCUGGUCUGAUCCCUACAAGCCAAAAUCAUGAUUCCAGUGAUACAUGUGUGGAUGAAAACUGAAUGAAUAUACAUGAGGAGGACUGAUGUGUAACUCAGUGAGGAGGAUUGUGUAUUUGUGACACACUUACAAUAGCUAUUUGCCACCAUGCAAAUGAGGCUUUAAGUGUGUGUGUGUGUGUGUGUGUGUGUGUGUGUGUGUGUGUGUGUGUGU